UGACCUAUGAUGAUGUGCACAUCAACUUCACUCAGGAAGAGUGGACUUUUCUGAAUCCUUCCCAGAAAAGUCUCUACAAAGAAGUGAUGUGGGAGACCUACUGGAACCUCACUGCCAUAGGCUACAGUUGGGAAGGCCAUAAUAUUCAACAACAUUGUGAAAGUUCUAGAAGACAAAGAAGGCAUCUUCAACUGCAUGAAAAAAUCCAUACUGUAGAGAAACCAUAUGAAAGUAUUCUAUAUGGUGAAGUUUUUGUAUGUCACAGUUGUCUCCAAUUCCAUAAAAGAACACAUACUGGAGAGGGAAACCAUGAAUGUAAUCAAUGUGGAAAAGCUUUUACACGUCAUGGCCAGCUUCAAAGACAUAAAAGAAUACAUACAAGAGAGAGAGCCUACAACUGUAAUCAAUGUGGUAAAGCCUUUUCACAACACAGUCAUUUCCGAGUACAUCAAAGAACACAUACUGGAGAGAAACCCUAUGAAUGUAAUCAAUGUGGUAAAGCCUUUUCACAGCACUGGAGUCUCAUAAGUCACAAAAGAACACAUACUGGAGAGAGGCCCUAUGUAUGUAAUGCAUGUGGUAAAGCAUUUUCAUAUGACAGUAGUCUACAAAUACAUCAAAGAACACAUACUGGAGAGAAACCCUAUGAAUGUAAUCUAUGUGGUAAAGCCUUUACACAUGUCAGUAGUCUUCAAUAUCAUAAAAGAACACAUACUGGAGAGAAACCCUAUGAAUGUAAUCAAUGUGGUAAAGCUUUUGCACGACGCUGUAAACUCCAAAUACAUAACAGAACACAUACUGGAGAGAAACCCUAUGAAUGUAAUCGAUGUGGUAAAGCUUUUGCAAGUCAUGGUGCUCUUAAAAGACAUAAAAGAACACAUACUGGAGAGAAACCCUAUGGAUGUACUCAAUGUGGUAAAGCAUUUUCAGAACACUCUAAACUCCAAAUACAUAAAAGAAUACAUACUGGAGAGAAACCCUAUGAAUGUAAUCAAUGUCGUAAAGCCUUUUCACAUCACAGUACUCUCUUUCGCCAUAAAAGAACACAUACUUGAGAGAGA
Molecule: messenger RNA, 1061 nt
Organism: Mesocricetus auratus (golden hamster)
Lineage: Eukaryota; Metazoa; Chordata; Mammalia; Rodentia; Cricetidae
Product: zinc finger protein 120-like
Exons: 3
Coding region: 87-1055 (322 amino acids)
Biological process (GO): regulation of transcription by RNA polymerase II
Cellular component (GO): transcription regulator complex; PcG protein complex
Molecular function (GO): RNA polymerase II cis-regulatory region sequence-specific DNA binding; DNA-binding transcription factor activity, RNA polymerase II-specific
Source: RefSeq, a predicted model, not a curated record